GUUAUUUAAGAAAUGGAUAGCUCUCCAUAUUGUUAAAGUGUGACAUAAAAACAUAUAGAACAUUUUAACGUAUAUAAUUGGUUUGUGGUUAAUAACUUUUGGGCUUUCUGGACAUCUUUGAGUUUUGACGUCUUACUCAGCCACUUGUUAAUCCGUUUCACUUUUACCUUCUCAAACGUCAGAGGAGAGCUGACGUCCCCAUACAUUUCCAACCCCCUCGUGCACUAUACAACACACACGCCUGAUCAUCAUCCGCCCACAUCCAUUGUGAUUUGACGAACGUCCUGGGUCAUGAUAACGUCGCCUAGUCAGCCUUUAUAAGAAGCAGAAAGUUUCCACAGACCAAACAAAACAUUAAGUCGGCCAGAACAGACCGAGAGCAAAGCGCAAUAGUCUUCUGCGUAAAAAGUACCAAGACGGUUCCAGACAUGGAGAGGUCAGUCAGGUUUGCCGUGGUGUGUGUCGCAGUGUCUCUGCUCAUCUCGUGCCCACCUGUGGAAGCUUGGUACAAGCAAUCCACCGGGCCCAGCUACUACUCUGUGGGUCGAGCUUCCGGUUUGCUGUCCGGUAUCAGGAGGUCGCCAUACGUCCGCAGGGCCGAGUCCGAGGAGACGCUGAUGGACAGCGGGGAGACAGCAGGUAACAACGUACUCCCAGAGACUAACAGGGAGAUCUCCAUCCUCAAAAGCAUGGCCAUCUGCGUAAAGGACAUCUCUCCAAACCUGAAGAGCUGCGAGCUGCUGCGGGACGGGACGGGCACCUUCCAGUGCAAGGCGGACGUCUUCCUCACCCUGGACUCCCUGGACUGCCUGUCCGCAUAAGUCCGGUCCUCGACCGAGCCCCGGGAGCGCUUCUCUGGAAACGGCGAAUUUUGAGAAAGGAAGGAGGGGUGGUAGAGUGUGUGGGGAGGGAGGCAGGGUGGAUGAAGGCGCAGAGGAAACCCCUUCAAUAUCGACGAUGGACGCUGCAGACUCUGAAUGUUCUCUUAUCUAAAGAAAAACAGACCACAAACGUUGUUCACUAUUGUUUCGAUUUCAACCAGUACUGUAAAAGGAAAAAAAAAAGAAAAAUAAGUAUGAGAUAUAUACAUUGAAAACAUCUUCUUUCCAAUGACUUCCCAUCUUUGCUGUUUAUCCCUGACAUGUACCCACAGUUGACAGAAAUGUAUUAAAUGUCUUGAAAUCUGACUGCAGAGCAAAUUUCCUGGAAAGUACUUUAAUUUAUUUUAUUUAUUAAAACGAACAAACACUGGUAA
Molecule: messenger RNA, 1255 nt
Organism: Labrus bergylta (ballan wrasse)
Lineage: Eukaryota; Metazoa; Chordata; Actinopteri; Labriformes; Labridae
Gene: npb
Product: neuropeptide B
Biological process (GO): feeding behavior; G protein-coupled receptor signaling pathway
Molecular function (GO): G protein-coupled receptor binding
Source: RefSeq, a predicted model, not a curated record